AUGAUUGAAAUUCAAAGCGGUCGAAAAAUCAGGACUCUCAGAUCAGACAAUGGUGGUGAAUAUAAGUUUGAUCCUGUCAUGAAAGUUUGUCAAGAUAAGGUUAUUGUGAGGCACUUCACGGUUAGGGAGACACCGCAACAGAAUGGGGUGGUGGAGCGCAUGAACCGUACUUUGCUUGAGAAAGUCUAG
This is a messenger RNA of Prunus armeniaca (apricot), 189 nucleotides long. The record is from the annotation of a GenBank genome assembly. Lineage: Eukaryota; Viridiplantae; Streptophyta; Magnoliopsida; Rosales; Rosaceae.